UUUAAUAUGACAAUUAUUGAAUAGUUAUUAACUUGAAUAAAUUGCGGAAGUUAAAGGCCAUUGGUAAUUUAAAACGUCAAGUUUAAGUGUGCAAAAAAAGAAAGGAAAAGAGGAGUGGGCUUAUUCAUUGUUUCUCUGAAGUGUGUUACAAUAACCGGUAAAUCCUGAUUGAAAGAAGUGAUUACAACUUUUUAAUACGACAGACAGGACGGUUAAUCCUCAUUCAUAACUCAGUUUGGUUUAUGAUCGUUGGCUUUUUGUGUUUGCUUUAAAAAUGGAUACUUAUAGUAAAUAAAAAUGGAGGUUUCACGAAAGAGGGAAGGCAAUUUUUCGAGGAAAAGUGAAUGUUUAGGAUGUACACCUUGUUCGCAAGACAGAAAGUACGAGAAACCGGAAGCUUUCUGUACCAGCUGUGAAGAAUUUCUUUGUUUUGUUUGUGCAAAAGUCCAUAGGAACCAAAGAAUAACAAGACAUCACGCUCUUCUAGAAAAUUCCGAAAUGCCUAGCUCCAUUGUUUCAGAUUUUUCCAACGAAGGUAUUUGUACUGAAAUAUGCAGUGGGCACCCCAGCGAAUUCGUGAAAUACUACUGCACGUCCCAUCUGGCAUUUCUGUGUGGCGACUGCGUAAUUAGAGAACAUAGGAAUUGCGAGGUUGAACACAUUCCAAAUGUUUGCAAGGAUUAUAGAAAUGGAGUGGAAUAUACGUCAAUUGUCGGAGAUAUCACAACAUUAGAUUAUGAGUUCAAAUAUUUUAAAAGUGCUUUAGAAAAGUCCAUCCACUCUGCUCAGCUUCUUGAAGCACAGCAGAAACAAGCUAUUCAAGAUUACAAGUUCAAUUUAUUUAAACGUAUUGAACAGAGCGAACGUAAACUUAUUGACAAGAUAGAAGAAAUUAAAACAAAAGACGAGACACGAUUAACAACCAUGAAAGCAAAAAUUCCGGGUGUAUUAAGUUCAAUUAAUUCAAUUAAGUCUACACUUCAUUCUAAGAAUGUUAACAGUUCCCAGCUAUAUGUUGAAGCUAAACGCGCAAAGCAAGAAGUUGCCAAGUUACGUUUAGCAUUAGAUAGAAUGAGGAUAGAAAACACAAUACAGAAAUACCGAUUCAAAGGGGACAUAUUGUCAGAGAGUAUGCUUGCAACAAAUAACGUGUUAGGAUCGAUUAAAGAAGAUGAUAAUGACGAUGAUGCUCUUACUGACACUACGGAUCAUGAUUUGAUCACAGAUAGUAAAGAUAUGGUCGAAAAGGUUAUGGUUGGCAGAGCAAAGGAACAGUUCACAGAAGACCUCACAGAUUGUGAUGACGCGAAAGAUUUUUGUGGUCAACUUUUGCCUUUUGUAAAAAAACUGCCUGGUAUUAACGCAAGUAUCCCAUCCGACUGGUCGUUUUGCUGUCUGAAUAGUCUACAGGUCCUUCCAAACGAUAGGCUUUUAGCCACAGAUCAGGAAAAUGCAUGUAUAAAGUUAUUCAAUACCAAGACUAACCUUUUUAUAUCACAUCUCAAGCUCGCUGGAAAACCAUCGGAUUCGUGCAUAGUACCAAGUCACAGAGUUGCUGUAACUUUGCCGAUGGAAAGACAGAUACAUAUUGUGGACACACAAGAAGAACUAAUUUUAGUGGAUAGAUUUACUGUAAAUGGGUCUUGUCGGGGAAUUGCAUAUUAUGAUGAUCGAUUUAUCGUCUCAUAUACGGAACUGCCAAGAGUAGAAAUACUUGAUGUGAACGGAGAAACACUAGAAAUUGUUUUGAACGCUAGUUUGCAUUCACAAAUAUUCCAAUACCCUAACCAUUUAAGGGUUGAAACAGGACAUAAGCAGUCGUUUAUAUACGUAUCUGAUCAAAAGGCAAACAUGAUUAUAAAGCUAAACAUGUCUCUUCAAGUUAUUAACACUUUCUCCGGUGAAAGUCUACGUGCCCAAGGUAAUAUAUGCGGAGCUGGAGAGAAUAUGCUUUUGGUUUGUGCGACAAAAAAUAACGGCAUCGUUGCUCUCGAAACAAAGAGUGGAAACAUGAAAACAAUUUUUGGACAAAAUGACGAAAUUGCAAAGCCUAUUGCUACGUGUGUAUGUCGCGAACAUAAUCGGAUUUUUAUCAGCAACGAUGAACGUGGGAAAAGUGACAUAAUACUAGUAUUCGAGGGGAAAUUGAAGAAAUCGACAGAAUGUAGCCAUGGUUAAAUAUUUUGAUGAUACACAAAAGGAGCAAUCCUUCGGAACAUGAUUCAAAACACAACCGAAGUAUAACAAGAGAUGUUUGUCAAACAUUAUGCCCCCCUGAGCGCCAUGUUGUCAGGAUUAUAUGGACAAUUGAAUGAAAUAUGCAUGGACCGAAAUGACAGCUGAUUUGUUGCUGUUUUAAGAUUAUGACCAUUAAAGUGUGAGGAUAAAGUGUGUUAUGACCGUCAUGACCUUUGACUCUAUGAACUCAAAAUCCAGAGUCAUCAGCUGGUCACCAGAAACCUAAAUGACAAGUUUGAGGGCCAUGGGUGCAGGCGUUGUCAAGUUAUCACAAGACAAGUUUUUUUCGUUCAAGGUCACUGUGACCUUGACCUUUGACCCGAUGACCCCUUAAAUCAUAAGGGGUCAUCUACAAGUCAGAUGCAACUCCAAGUCAAGUUUGAAGGCCAUGGGUUCAGUCAUUGUUGAGUUAUCACUCGGACAACCUUUUACCAUUCAAGAUCACUGUGACCUUGACCUUUGGCUCUAUGAAUCCUAAAAUCAAUAAGGGUGAUCUACUGGUCAGGCUUAACAUCCAUGUCAAGUUUAAUGAUCAUAGGUUCAGGCAUUGUUGAAAUAUCAGUGGGGGAAGAUUUGUUAACUUUUUUGCGUUAAAGGUUACUGUGACAUUGACCUUGGCCUGAUGACCCCCAAAGUCGAUAGGGGUCAUCUACUGCGCAGGCCCAACCUUCAUGUCAAGUUUGGUCCAAGAAUUGUCGAGUUUGCUUUCAAGGUCACUGUGACCUUGACCUUUGACCCCUAAAAUCAAUAGGGGUCAUCUACUGGUCAGGCCCAACCUCCAUGUCAAGUUUGAGGGCCAUGGGUGCAGGCAUUGUCGAGUUAUCACUCGGACAACCCUUUACCAUUCCAGGUCACUGUGACCUUGACCUUUGGCCAGAUGACCCCCAAAAACCAUAGGGGUCAUCUUCUGGUCAGGCCAAUUCUCCAAGUCAAGUUUGAGGGUCAUGUGUGCAGGCAUUGUUGAGUUAUCAAUCGGACAACCUUUUACCAUUCAAGGUCACUGUGACGUUGACCUUUGGCCCAAUGACCCCCAAAAACAAUAGGGGUCAUCUACUGGUCAAGCCCAACCUCCAAGUCAAGUUUGAGGGCCAUGGGUGCAGGCAUUGUUGAGUAAUCACUCGAACAACCUUUUACCAUUCAAGGUCACUGUGACCUUUGACCCAUUGAGCCCAAAAAACAAUAGGGGUCAGCUACUGGUCAGGCCCAACCUCCAAGUCAAGUUUGAGGGCCAUGGGUGCAGGCAUUGUCAUUAUAUCACUCGGAAAACCUUUUACCAUUCAAGGUCACUGUGACCUUGACCUUUGACCCGAUGACCCCCAAAAACAAUAGGGGUCAUCUACUGGUCAGGCCCAACCUUCAUGUGAAGUUUGAUGACCAUACGUCCAGGAAUUGUUGAGUUAUCACUCGGACAAGCUUUGGUCUACCGACGGACCGACCGACCGACCGACAUACCGACAUGCCUGUGCAAAGCAAUGUACCCCUCUUCUUCGAAGGGGGGCAUAAAAAUAACCGAUAAUGUGUAUUGAUACGAAUCGUUUGUGGCGCGAUGGCAACACUCAAGACCAUCGGUUCAAGCGGUAUCUUUUUGAAAUGACCGCAAGAAAGACAGAACUAGCAAUUCCAUGCAGUAUGAACCAAGUACAUGUCUUUCUGACAAUGUGCCAUUAUACCAUAUAAUUUUAUGAGUUAAAUGCCUGGUUAAGACUAUUGCAUUGGUCUUUAGUAAUCCUUCAUAAGCGAUACUAUUAAGGCUUUAGUUGUUCAGUCAUUCGUAUUACACUCGAUAAGGUGUUGAUGUUGAUAAAAGCGUUAUGUUUGUUAUUUAUGGAAUUGUUUACCAACAUGAAAAUAUUGAUACAAAUCCUUUCAUUUAGUGGAGAGUAAUCUUUUAACUGUACGGUAUAAUCUCAUGCUUUUAUUUGUUUCGUGUCAGCCAACCAAUUAACAGCUUUAUUAUUUCGCUCAUUCAGCCAGGAUUGUAUUUUUUGGCAUGGCCAUCUAAAGAAAUUAAAAACAGCUACAAUUUCUA
Molecule: messenger RNA, 4267 nt
Organism: Mya arenaria
Lineage: Eukaryota; Metazoa; Mollusca; Bivalvia; Myida; Myidae
Exons: 4
Coding region: 298-2178 (626 amino acids)
Biological process (GO): positive regulation of DNA-templated transcription
Cellular component (GO): chromatin; nucleoplasm
Molecular function (GO): ubiquitin-protein transferase activity; zinc ion binding
Source: RefSeq, a predicted model, not a curated record